AUGCCGCCUAGAGAGGAGUACUGGGUCCCCAUGGUCUCUUUGGCACCAAUGAUAAUGACCUGCUCCUUCUACGAACCUGCGCAGAACACCGUCUCAUCCCGACCAACACCUACUUCCGCCUCCCAUUGUAAGAGAAGGCCACCUGGAUGCACCCUCGGCCGCAAAAUUUACACCUGCUGGACUACAUCCUCGUCCGAAAGCUAGACCAGCGGGAUAUGUUGGUGAGAAAGGCGAUUUUGUGUGCCGACGGGUGGACCGACCAUCGUCUCGUCAUCUCCAAGGUACGGAUACGCCAAAAUCCUCGCGGGAGACAUCAGGGUAAGCAACCACCAGGUGAGCUGAAUACUGCCUUAUUGUCUUUGCCUACUCACCAUCAUCAUUUCAGCAAUGAGCUGGCUCAUCAGUUAGCCAACCUUUCGGUGGCCGCAGCCGCUGCCACUUCGACCGCUGAUGAGAACGCCUUCGUGGAGAACCGAUGGUGUCAACUGCGGGACACAGUCCAGUCGACGGCGUUUGCUGUCCUCAGUCCCGAACGCCGCCAACACCAGGACUGA
This is a messenger RNA of Spirometra erinaceieuropaei, 554 nucleotides long. NCBI's taxonomy places the organism in Eukaryota, Metazoa, Platyhelminthes, Cestoda, Diphyllobothriidea, Diphyllobothriidae. The record is from the annotation of a GenBank genome assembly.